AUGGCGCUGAAGAACUUACAGCUGUUUCACAUGAACCGAGGUAUGGGAUACCAGAACCGGCAAGCGACGCCUAUGAAGGCACCCCCUUCAGCCUUGUCCAGGUCUAUAUCGAAAAGUGCUGAGACCUUGGCCGCUACAACUAUAGCCGGUAAAGAAAUAAAGGCGCGAAAAGCACGAAGCACUGAGCAGCCGGGUGCGAAUGCUACGAGUAGUUUGUCCAAAGGCGGCAGCUCCCUCGUACUCCCAGCGCUGGGCAAGUGGGGUGAAGACAGCGAAAGCUUCAAGAGCCGGUCAAGAAAUGGCAGCGCGAGCAGUAGAACUGGCAGCUUGGAUAGAAGCAAUCAAGGCUCCAGUAUAACACUAAAUGGAGAAGAGGACAAUAUAAACGUAGUUGUCAGAGUUCGGCCUGUGAACGACAAAGAGAGAUCACUUCAAGAGCGGGACAUGCUGGAGUUUCCCGGCAAGGGUCAGAUCAUCGUCAACGGCAUCUCACUCGCUCAGAAACCUAAGCUUUUCUCUUACAAUGUUGUCUUCGAGCCUGCUGCUACACAAGAGGAUGUAUUAGAAUACAGUGGGAUAAAGCGGCUGCUAGAAAUGGCGGUUGAAGGUUUCUCCUGCACGGCCUUCUGCUACGGACAGACGGGCAGCGGCAAGACUCAUACAUUGACAGGACCACCGGGGCUUGUGGAGAGGGGAGCAAGUCCGUACUCUCCUGAGCACGGCCUGGUGGUGCGCUCUUUCGUGUACCUUUACCAACUUCUCCGCGAACGCCCUGAAUGCCACUACGUUUUAAAAGCUUCAUUUUUGGAAAUAUAUAACGAGAAGGUAAUAGAUCUUCUUAAUCCGGGCAGUGCUCGAAAACCACAACAGGUGAGAUGGUCGAAGGAAAGUAGAAGCUUCUACGUGGAGAACCUGUUUACCGUGGACUGCGAGGAGCUCGAUGAUCUAUUCGCAGUUUUAGAGGAAGGCAUGCGCAACCGCGCUGUCGGGGCUCACGCCAUGAACGCACACUCCUCGCGCUCGCACACGUUGCUCAGUGUGCGCAUACGCCGCGACGUGGGCUCCGACCAGGACAUCACGUGUUCCACGCACGGCAAGAUCAACUUCGUGGACCUUGCUGGCAGCGAGAUGACAAAGCGGACGAAGAGUAGCGGCAAGACAUUGGAGGAAGCCAACAAUAUUAACAGAAGUCUCAUGGUUUUAGGAUACUGCAUAGCGCAGCUAAGUGACGGCAAGAAGAAAGGACACAUACCCUACCGGGACAGCAAGCUUACCAAGUUGCUUGCAGAUAGCCUGUCGGGUAAUGGAGUGACGCUAAUGAUCGCCUGUAUAGCCCCUACAAAGUCCAAUUUGAAUGAGACAAUCAACACUCUACGCUAUGCGUCGCGUGCUAAGAAAAUCAAAUCUAAACCUAUUGUAAAAAUGGACGCCAGGGAUGCUCUCAUAUUGAGUUUGAAGAGAGAAGUAGAGGCGCUGCAAACUGAGAAUAACCAUUUGAGGACAGCUGUCCAAAUUCACACCGACUAUAACGCUGAUACUUACAGUCAAAAAAGCCGCGGCACCCCACCGCCUAUAGAAGCGAACAAACUCUACCAACUGCCACAGAAGGAACUGGUUGAGCUCGUUCAACUGCACAUGUCAGAAAAUUCCGCUCUAAGACAAGAAAAUACAGAGUUAUUCGUCGUCAGAGAUCAACUAUUAAGGGAUCAGGAGCUCUUGAGCAGAGAAAACGAACGCUUGCUGAAGAAACUUGAGGAUGUUAACUCCGUUUGCACCCGUUCUCCAAUAAUCCCAGCGAGAGCAGCCUACUCAAUCAGCAGCAGCGCCGGGUUACCCGAUAUAGACAUCUGGACGAAUCACGUCAGUUCCGCCAACAGCACUAUAAGCGGGGGAAGCUAG
This is a messenger RNA of Pararge aegeria (speckled wood butterfly), 1899 nucleotides long. Its product is annotated as kinesin-like protein KIF12. The record is from RefSeq and is a predicted model, not a curated record. The coding region runs from base 1 to 1899 and encodes 632 amino acids. The transcript has 13 exons. Gene Ontology annotation, molecular function: ATP binding; microtubule motor activity; microtubule binding. Gene Ontology annotation, biological process: microtubule-based movement. Lineage: Eukaryota; Metazoa; Arthropoda; Insecta; Lepidoptera; Nymphalidae.